Molecule: messenger RNA, 2571 nt
Organism: Postia placenta MAD-698-R-SB12
Lineage: Eukaryota; Fungi; Basidiomycota; Agaricomycetes; Polyporales; Adustoporiaceae
Exons: 7
Coding region: 1-2571 (856 amino acids)
Biological process (GO): proton transmembrane transport
Cellular component (GO): membrane
Molecular function (GO): antiporter activity
Source: RefSeq, a predicted model, not a curated record
AUGAGCAAGCAGCCUAGCAUAUUUAAUGGGUUGAAUCCGUCAACGUAUAAUGCCAGCGAUCCUUUCCCCCUAUGGGUGAUUCAAGUCGUCGUUAUUAUUGGCAUGACCCAGUUACUGGCGUUGAUUCUGGGACGCAUACGGCAGCCUCGCGUCAUCUCAGAGGUGAUUGGUGGUGUCCUGUUAGGCCCGUCUGUUAUGGGGCGCAUUCCAGGAUUUUCAAACACUGUGUUCCCCAACAACGCCUCCAUCGCCAUCUUGACGCUCACGGCCGACAUUGGCCUUAUUCUGUUUCUCUUCCUCGUGGGACUGGAAAUCGACGUCCGUGUAAUGCGUCGGAAUGCCAGGGCGUCUAUCGCGAUAUCCCUUGCAGGUCUCAUUGUUCCCCUGGGCUUGGGCGCAGCACUGGCCGUGCCGAUAUACCACAACUUCAUCGACCAAUCCGUCAACUUCGGCUAUUUCAUCUUGUUCGUGGCCGUCGCGGUGGGAAUCACAGCAUUCCCUGUUCUAUGCCGUAUCCUCACGGAACUGAAACUCGUGGACACAACCGUCGGUGUGGUGGUACUUGCCGCGGGUGUCGGAAACGAUAUCAUUGGCUGGGUGCUCCUUGCACUGACCGUGGCCCUCGUCAAUUCCUCCAAGGGAAUCACAGCACUCUGGAUAUUACUGGCUGCUGUGGCAUAUAUCUUGUUCCUGACCAUUCCUGUCCGGUGGGGUUAUCGCUGGCUUGCCCGGCGCACCGGAAGCCUGGAGACUGGCCAGCCUUCAUUGCUCAUGAUGACGGUGACAGUGGUCAUCAUCUUCAUAUCCGCUUUCUACACUGAUAUUAUCGGAAUUCAUCCCAUCUUCGGCGGCUUCCUAGCUGGUCUCAUCAUACCUCACGAUAAUGGCUACGCUAUCGCCCUCGUUGAGAAGGUGGAAGAUCUGGUCUCGGUUCUGCUUCUUCCUCUGUAUUUCGCCUUAUCUGGCCUGCGAACCAACCUGGGCUUAUUGAACAACGGUAUCACUUGGGGCUACACCAUCCUCAUUUGCGUUGUCUCGUUCUUCUCCAAAUUCUUGGGUUGUUCCAUCUCCGCGAGGCUCACUGGUUUCAGCCUCAGAGAAUCAGGCGCCAUCGGCUCACUGAUGGCAUGUAAGGGCCUGGUGGAACUGAUCGCGCUGAACAUUGGCCUCCAGGCCGGGAUCCUCAACACUCGCGUGUUCUCCAUGUUCGUGCUGCAUGCCCUCGUCACCACGUUCGUCACCACCCCGCUCGUGCUGAUGUUCUACCCGGAGAGGUUCCACGUGCGCGUUUACAAUCCAGCCAAUACCGGGAUGAAGAAGGCGCACCACGAGAGUGGCCACCACGAUGUUGCGCCUGAUGGCCUGAAGACCAGGUUCACCGUGGCCCUUGAUAGGGUUGAGCAGCUGCCCGCUGCCAUGACCCUAGCGCACUUGCUGCAUAGCCCAGAGCCCACCACACCCUGCGAGUCGCCGAAGCUGGCCGACAACGAGACCAGUUUGACCGUCUACCGCGGCGGCCAAGUCUCCGUCAACGCUCUCCGGCUCAUCCCCCUCUCUGACAGAACAUCCGCGGUGUUCAAGUCGCACGAGACGGAGAGCCUUAUCCGGAGCGACACCAUCCUCAGCGUCUUCGGUACCUUCGGGCACCUCAAUCGCAUUGCCGUGUCGAGCGCAUUGUCUGUGCUCAGCCCGGAGGACUACUCGGCGCACAUCAUCAACUAUGCUCGCGAGACCGCAUCGCAGAUGAUCGUCCUCCCCUGGACCAUUGCGCCGUCCUCCAGCGGGGCAGCGUCGGACAAUGCUGAAGUGAUAACGUCCGCAAGCUCCGCUUCUGCGGACAGCGCGCUGGACGGCCUCUUCCAGAUGUCCUCGAACGUCAUCCGGAAGCUGUUUAUCGAGUCGCCGAUAGACGUUGCACUCUUUGUCGACAGAAGUUCGCUGCAGCCGGUCGGCGGACGUCAGCACGUCUUCCUUCCCUUCUUUGGUGGCGCAGACGACCGCCUGGCACUGACAUUCGUGGCGCAGCUGUGCAUGAGGCCGGACGUCACUGCGACAGUGCUCCGUGUCAAGCUCGGCGCGAUGGCGAAGCUCACGCCGUACAGCACGGCCGAAGACUCCCCGAAGGGCGCAGACAUAGACUCUGCAAUCCCUACUUUAGCUUAUACACCGUAUCCCGAUACGGUGUACGCAGCCGACAGCACGCAGACACGAUUGGAAUCUGACACAGCGGAUGAUCUGCUCUGGGGCCAGUACGUCUCUUCGACAGAAGAAGCUGGGGCUGCGGCACGCAUGUCACUGAAGGAGCUGUAUGCGGAGCGACCCUUGCAUGAGGUCCUGCAGGCGGCGAGGGAGGUCGCGCAAGCGGACGUGCAACUGCUCGUUGUGGCGGGACGCUCCCGGCGCACGUCGCAAGGUCUGCAGAACGCGGAAGUUCGUGAGCUCUGUACGGAGCGCGGGGUGUCUUUCAACAUUGAAUUGUCGAAGACGAUGGGCGAUGCGGCUGCCGCAUUCGUGGUCGACAACGUCCGGGGAAAUUUGCUUGUGAUGCAGAGAGCGCAGAGACACCCAUGA